AUGUCGAUGCUCCCGACUUUUGGCUUCACCCAAGAGCAAGUGGCCUGCGUCUGCGAGGUGCUCCAGCAAGGCGGCAACAUCGAGCGGCUGGGGCGGUUCCUCUGGUCCCUCCCUGCCUGCGAGCACCUCCACAAGAACGAGAGCGUCCUGAAGGCCAAGGCGGUGGUGGCCUUCCACCGGGGCAACUUCCGCGAGCUCUACAAGAUCCUGGAGAGCCACCAGUUCUCGGCGCACAACCACCCCAAGCUGCAGCAGCUCUGGCUGAAGGCGCACUACAUCGAGGCGGAGAAGCUGCGGGGGCGACCCCUAGGGGCGGUGGGCAAGUACCGGGUGCGCCGCAAGUUCCCGCUGCCCCGCUCCAUCUGGGACGGCGAGGAGACCAGCUACUGCUUCAAGGAGAAGAGCCGCAGCGUCCUCCGCGAGUGGUACGCCCACAACCCCUACCCGUCCCCCCGCGAGAAGCGGGAGCUGGCCGAGGCCACCGGCCUCACCACCACCCAGGUCAGCAACUGGUUCAAGAACCGCCGGCAGCGGGACCGCGCGGCCGAGGCCAAGGAAAGGGAAAACAACGAGAAUUCCAACUCCAACAGCCACAACCCGCUCUCGGCGUCAAUGAACGGGAAUAAGACAGUUUUGGGGAGCUCAGAGGACGAGAAGACGCCGUCAGGGACCCCGGAUCACACCUCCUCCAGCCCCGCGCUGCUGCUCAGCUCCAACCCCGGGCUGCAGCCCCUGCACGGCCUGGGCCACCCCCAGGGCCCCAGCGCUAUCCCCGUGCCCAGCGCCGACCCCAUGCACCACCACAGCUUGCAGGACUCCAUCCUCAACCCCAUGUCAUCUAACCUGGUCGAUCUGGGCUCUUAA
Molecule: messenger RNA, 864 nt
Organism: Gavia stellata (red-throated loon)
Lineage: Eukaryota; Metazoa; Chordata; Aves; Gaviiformes; Gaviidae
Gene: SIX2
Product: SIX homeobox 2
Exons: 2
Coding region: 1-864 (287 amino acids)
Biological process (GO): regulation of transcription by RNA polymerase II
Cellular component (GO): nucleus; transcription regulator complex
Molecular function (GO): RNA polymerase II cis-regulatory region sequence-specific DNA binding; DNA-binding transcription factor activity, RNA polymerase II-specific
Source: RefSeq, a predicted model, not a curated record